CUCCGUCAGCACUGGUCAGUCUUGUGGACGAAGUAGUACACCAACACCACAAUCAUUCAUCCACGUCGUUCGUUCGACUUUCAACUAAACUAGAGCAACUGGUACUCUCGGAUACGUUUUCUAUAUACCACUAUAACUAGCGGGUGUCUGCCGCAACGAACACGAUGUCUACCCUCGAAGAGCUCGACGACCUCGAUCGCCGCGAUAAGGAUGACCAGAAAAGACACGGCAGGAAGGCCUUGGAUAAGAACGGGGAUGAAGAUGCCGAUAUGAAUGAUGCAACUGCAGAAGAAGAUAUUCUUGAUGAAGAAAUUCUUGGUCUUAGCACUCAGGAUAUCGAGACCCGUAGACGACUGUUGGAGAACGAUUCUCGCAUCAUGAAGAGCGAACUAUCGCGAUUAUCACAUGAGAAAGCAGCAAUGGGAGAGAAGAUCAAAGAUAAUGUUGAAAAGAUUGCAAACAACAGACAACUACCUUAUCUAGUCGGCAACGUUGUAGAGCUUCUCGACCUCGACCCAACCGCGGAAUCAUCAGAGGAGGGAGCAAACAUUGAUCUUGAUGCCACAAGAGUUGGAAAAUCAGCUGUCAUUAAAACAUCAACACGGCAAACAAUCUUCUUGCCGCUCAUUGGUCUCGUUGACUCUGAUGAAUUAAAACCCGGUGAUCUCAUCGGUGUCAACAAGGACUCUUAUCUCAUUCUCGAUACGCUGCCCGCCGAAUAUGACAGCCGAGUCAAAGCCAUGGAAGUCGACGAAAAACCGACCGAACAGUACACCGAUGUUGGUGGACUAGACAAGCAGAUUGAGGAGCUGGUAGAAGCCAUUGUCUGGCCGAUGAAGGAGGCUGAUCGAUUCAAGAAAAUCGGUAUCAAGGCGCCAAAAGGUGCGCUAAUGUACGGCCCUCCUGGCACUGGCAAGACCUUACUUGCUAGGGCUUGCGCUGCACAAACCGAGGCCACAUUCCUCAAGCUGGCAGGACCACAGCUGGUUCAAAUGUUUAUUGGUGAUGGCGCUAAGCUGGUGAGGGACUGCUUUGCUUUGGCAAAAGAAAAAGCACCCGCAAUCAUUUUCAUUGACGAGCUUGACGCCGUUGGUACGAAGCGAUUCGACAGCGAAAAGAGUGGUGAUCGAGAAGUGCAGAGAACUAUGCUGGAACUUUUAAACCAGCUUGAUGGGUUUGCCUCUGACGAUCGCAUCAAAGUUUUGGCAGCAACGAACAGAAUUGAUGUCUUGGACCCCGCACUACUUCGUUCUGGUCGCCUGGAUCGUAAGAUCGAAUUUCCGCUACCAAAUGAAGAAGCUCGCGCCCAAAUCAUGAAGAUUCAUUCGCGCAAGAUGAGAGUAGACCCUGGCGUAAACUGGGGUGAACUUGCGCGUAGUACUGACGAGUUUGGUGGUGCUAUGCUCAAAGCUGUCUGUGUCGAAGCAGGCAUGAUUGCACUGCGAUCAGGCAAGAACAAGAUUGGCCACGAACAUUACGUGGAUGCUAUAUCAGAGGUUCAAGCCAAGAAAAAAGAUACGGUCAAUUUUUAUGCUUAGUUAUGUCGCUGCGUUGGGUCAUGGAAAGCGCACACUGCUUCUGGUGGGAUAGGCGUGCAGCUCAGCUCCAAAAGAACGCGCACUUCCUUGACCACUGGAUCUGUACGUAGUACGAUAGACAAAAUUAAAGUUGAUGUAUUUUUUUAUUUAAAAAAAGGGUCGACUGGUGACUGACUCAAGAUUUCAUACUAAAAUUCAUUUGGUGACAACUGGUACUUUAAACUCACUCUUUAGUGUGUACGCCUUAAGUUUGUAGCGGUUCAAAUCUAUAUAGACUAGCUCAAGGUUCUUGUGCAUGGGCAAAUCAACCAUCCCAAGCAUGGAAGGGUACCGCAUGGGGAGGAUUUUGUUAUACAAUUAGAAAAGUGGUUGAAAAGAAGACGGAGUUGGCGCAGCAAGUUCAUAAGACACGGGUUGACAGACUGACUAUAUUCGAGCCGUACAGCGGAAAACAUGGCCUCAGUUCACCUAUUUUGUUCAUAAAUCUCUAAUCUAAACCGAAAACAACAAGAUAUUGACCAAAUGGAGGGGUCCUUAAGCCCAAAGUCUGCAAGUGCCGUCGGCACCAGCGCUGACACACCAAGGAUGUUUAGGGUGCCAGUCAACAUCCAGCACACCCAAUUUACUAACAACUUUGUGACCUUUGAGCAUUUUAACAGGGACAAUAGUUGCAUUCUCCAUCAGAUCGCUCACGACGCGCCCGUGGAAGAUUUGCAGUGUUCCAUCAUCACUAGCAUCUGCAAAAAUGGGCAGAGAACGAUGAUAUUUGACUGAUCGAAUCGCCUCUGAAUGGAAACGCAUUGUUUUGUAAGGGCGGUUCGAGAGGUCCAUGUCAUGCCAGAGCAGACGUCGAUCGUACGAGCCGACGAUCAAGUUAUCUCCUCCUGGAUGGAUAUCAAAGGAUGAUAUCCAUUUCGCGCCAGGUUGGAUCACCUUAACAAGUUCCUGGCGCUGUAGGUCAUAGCAUCGGAUCAUUCGUUGAGUAGCAACGAACAAGAGAGGUCGUAAAGGAUGAAAUGCGGCAGUUUGGGCCAAUCCGGGUAGGCGUCGGAAGGGGAUUUGGCUCAGAUGUUUCGAAAGAGUAUGAAUGGCCACCGAGCUUCGUUGCCCGGAGGGGGAAACGGUACAAAAAAAGUCACCACGGCGAUGCCAGUUAAUUGUUUUGACAGUGGAUCUAACAGUAACUUUGAGGAGCACACCCGCUUGUUCCAAUUUGGAACCUGGGCGUGUCCAUUUGGCUGGUGGCUCUUUGGUGGGCGCUGUGGUAGUCGAUGUAGAGUUGCUGGCAUAGCCGAAGCCGGCGUCGAGAACGUCCCGGCUUUGUUUUUCAACCUCGUCGCUUAUGACGGGCGCCGAGACUAAGAAAAUAUCCUCGCCUGCAGCAGCGGCAAAGAUGAAAGUGUCCUUGUUGGGCCGCCAGCGAAUCGCGCUGACGGGUUCAUCAGAAGAAAUUUUGCACUUCCAUUCCUCUUUACCGUUUAGUGACCAUAGACGCACAGUACCAUCAUCUCCACCAGAUGCCAACCAUUCGCCAUCGGGACUAAACGCAACUGACCGAACUCUACCUUCAUGCCCAUGGAAGAUCGUUUGACAUAAAGAAGGAAAAGGCUUGAGAUCCUCUGGUCUAGGCAGUUUCGGGAGUAGAGAGUUAGGGUCAAUAUUGAGCCUAUUUUUCUUCACUCGAGGAGCGAGGUACAAGUCCAGACAGCGCUCAAACCGCUCUUUAACAAGAUUCAAGUACGCCGGAACUUUCCUCAGGGCAUCAAAUUGCUGAGGCAAAUAAUGCUUUUCUCGCUCUUCUUCAUCCUGCGCCUCCCAUGCGGACUUUUCUUCUGCUGUGGGUAAGUACUCCCUGGGCGGGUUGUAGCUCAGGUCGUAGCCGGGAGCCGCUAACUUCGGUGCAGGAAUGUUCAUAACAUGGCGUUCUUGAGCUUCUUCAUUAGACCAAAUGUCGUAAUAGAUAUCGUCUGCUUCCUGUUCCUCAGGCUUGUCUUCCUUUGGUUUGUAAGGCAGAAUUUUCCCCUCCUUUAUAGCCCGCACUAGCUGUGCAACUCGCUUCGCCU
[Torrubiella] hemipterigena is the source of this 3601-nucleotide messenger RNA. The record is from the annotation of a GenBank genome assembly. NCBI's taxonomy places the organism in Eukaryota, Fungi, Ascomycota, Sordariomycetes, Hypocreales, Clavicipitaceae.